AUGGCCAAGAUAUUGCUUUGGCCGGAUACGACCAAUCCGUUUACGGCUGCCCUCAGACCUCAAGCCCCCCUGGUCAUGUCAAAAUAUGGCCAUCUCGAGGCACAAAACUCCAACAUAGCGACGAGCUCGGCUUGCAGGGCUGUUGUGGCGCGAAGCUUACUGCGUAGACGAAAGGAGCGAUGCGCCAUCAGGAACCAUGAUGCUGGGACGGCGCGGGAGCUAAUGCAGGAGGUCAACAAAAAGGCAGCUGGGGAGGCGACCCGGUACCUCCGGGGGAGUUGCGCCCGAGCUUUGACUACUCUGAUAGAACAAAAGCCGGCGGUGACGAUCAAGUGGCCCCCGAUGGCCUGCCAGUUGAGCAAUGAGACGGCGCAAACUCCGGCGGGCAUGAAGUGCCGACAGAUUGAUUUCGGCAACUCGGGCAAAGUCGGCCAUGUCCGCCUCGUUUUGAUCGCUGCUUCGGGCCCUUUGGAGAAGGUCGCAAGCCGUUUCGCAUCAGGGAUGACUACCAGGGUGGUUCACUUCAUAGCUGAACCGCAGGGCUAG
This is a messenger RNA of Colletotrichum truncatum, 546 nucleotides long. The record is from RefSeq and is a predicted model, not a curated record. Lineage: Eukaryota; Fungi; Ascomycota; Sordariomycetes; Glomerellales; Glomerellaceae.